Corythoichthys intestinalis (scribbled pipefish) is the source of this 10025-nucleotide messenger RNA. RefSeq names its product Krueppel-like factor 7. Lineage: Eukaryota; Metazoa; Chordata; Actinopteri; Syngnathiformes; Syngnathidae. The transcript is spliced from 5 exons. The record is from RefSeq and is a predicted model, not a curated record. Gene Ontology annotation, molecular function: DNA-binding transcription factor activity, RNA polymerase II-specific; RNA polymerase II cis-regulatory region sequence-specific DNA binding. Bases 322 to 1350 code for a protein of 342 amino acids. Gene Ontology annotation, biological process: regulation of transcription by RNA polymerase II.
UGCCGAAGAGCAGACCUGGCAACCCGCAGCCCGAGCCUGCAUGGCGAGCUGCUUGUGCGGAAGCAAAGCUGCCAGAGGCGCAACCCGCAAAACUAAGCUGCAUUUCCCCGAUUUUUCAAAUUUUAAUCAAAGUACGCGCUCAUUUGGAGUGUUUCUGCUUCUGCUUCUCCAUUAGUUGUUUUUUCCUUGUUUUUGGUUUUUCUCCGAACGUGAGAUGGGGAAAUAAUUGUUUGGAUGUGACACUUCCGUGCGGACUUUUUUUUUUUCUUGUUGCUUGAUUGUGGACAUUUUUCUUCUUCUUGUUGCCCGUGCACAACAAGAAUGGACGUGCUGGCUAAUUACAGUAUUUUCCAGGAACUCCAACUGGUGCACGACACUGGUUAUUUCUCCGCGAUGCCUUCCCUGGAGGAGAAUUGGCAGCAGUGGUACCUCAACAUACGAUGGCUUCGACACAUGAUCUUUUCGACAUCCGACUUAAAAUUUGACUCGCCAUUUGUUUCUACAUCCGACGACAUGCUCGAAAUACAACGACAUGACAGUGCCGCAGAGGGCUGCAAGUCGGAUUUUCUUGUGAGAGAAAUCAACAAAGGUUCCAAGAAGACCUGUUUAGAGCUGGAGAGGUACCUCCAAACGGAGCCCAGAAGACUGUCAGAACUGCUUGACGAGGACCUGGACCGCCUCCUGGCGCCAGCGCUCACGCAUGAGGGCGACAGCGAUGAGGAACUGACGGAUCCCCUCUUACCUGGUUUCCCAGUGCCACCUGUCCCGCUCCCAAAAGUCCACGCCAAACUGCUCCAGACUUUGACGGACAGCAAAGAUCAAGUCCUGGUGGCAGGCGUGAGCGCCGCCCAGCUCAGCGCUGCCGUCACAUCGCUGACGCCGCCCUCGUCCCCCGAGUUGGGGCGCCACCUAGGGAAGCAGGCGGGGGGCGCACUAACGCUCAAACUGGUGGCCAAGAAGGUGGGCCUGGGGGCGGCUAAGUUGGUGGCAGCCAGGGCGUUGACAUCACCAAUUCCACCGGGCCCUACAGGGGGGACGUUGAGUGACGGGGAGCCCGGCUUAGCGGGGGACUCGGCGGAGAACAAAAAGAGAAUACACAGGUGUCAGUUUAACGGCUGUCGCAAAGUUUACACCAAGAGCUCCCAUCUCAAAGCGCACCAGAGGACGCACACAGGUGAGAAGCCAUACAAGUGCUCGUGGGAAGGGUGCGAGUGGCGCUUCGCCCGCAGCGACGAGUUGACGCGACACUACCGCAAACACACUGGCGCAAAGCCCUUCAAGUGCAACCACUGCGACAGGUGCUUCUCCAGGUCAGACCACCUGGCGCUGCACAUGAAGCGUCACGUCUGAAUGCACCAUGCAACGAGGCACUCAAACAAGGACGAAGACGCCCGCCAACCACCAAGUGGCGCCCACACAAGAAGAGGAGGAAGAGGAGUAGUUAGAUUGUUGCUUGUCAUUCACUACCACACCCGUUUGCCGUUUUUUAUGUCUUUCAAUGCCGGUUUUAGCUUCGGGACUUUUUUUUUUAGGAAAAAGUCAUCACUUACUCGUCUUUCUACAGUCAAACUUUUUCUGGUUUUCAUGGCAUUGACUCACAAGAACGCCGCAAGUCCAACAAAACAACGCAAUCUGACAUACCACAGACUCGCCGCCAUCUCGCCGGCUCUCCUCGACGGUGGCACCCCAUGACGGUGCCGCGAGGGGGGAAAAAAUGCGCAGCGACACUUUGAUUUUUUUUCUACUGGGAGAACCACGUUUUUCUUGAUGACUUUUUGAGAAAAAUGUUUGAACUCAGCAGAAUGUGAGAAAGACCAGCCAAUAACAGACACGAAAACAGGAAGUGCUUUUUUAAAAAAAACUUCCUAUUUGUGCCGCAGGAUGUGUGUGGUCACGACGGAUGACGCUAAUUCUGUAGUUGCUAAGUUAACAGCUAAGCUAAGUGCUAACUUAGCCAGAUUUUGCCACUAAAGCUCCUUUCAGACAUACGCUGAACUCCAGUUAAAUCCCGGGAUUUAAACGGGUAGCCCUUAUGUCUGAAAGCAAUUUCCCAGGUCGACUGACACGGAGAUGACAGGAACAUUAACCGAGUCGCAUCCUAGUGUAAUGCUUGUGAUUUAAUUCCCGGGUCACAGCACGCAGGCUGAUGACGUAAAUAUCAUGGCUGAACGAUCGUCAUUUCCUCUUUCUUCGCAGUAAGACGAAAAGCGGUAAACAAACAUUGCAAUUAUCAAUAUGGCAAAAUUAAACCGGAAACAUAUCGAAAUUAGCUACUGGAUCUUAGAGCCGAGGAAUUGACAGUCCAUCGUCCAUUUUCGGAAAUGUGUGAUUUAUUUUGUUGCCGAUACCGACCAAAAUUGACGUCAUGUUGCCGAUACCGACCAAAAUUGACGUCAUGUCCGGGUUAUAAAAUCCCUGCGCCUGCCCUGCUCACACAGAGAGCAUCGAGUCGUUAAAUCUGAAAGUGUCCAACCUGGGUAAUUCCCGGAUAUAUCUCUACAUGUCUGAGAGCCAUGACAAGGGUAAAUCCUACGUCACCUUACACGGGAAUUUAGUGGGAUACAAGUCUGAAAGGGGCUUAAGUAAAAUGCUAACUUAACCACAAACUUACCCGCUAAUGCUAACUUAGCUGCUAAGCUGCUAACUUAGUCGCUACUUUCUUAGCUGAUGACUGCACAGAUUUUUUCUAACAUUAUGUGUUUUUUUCUACUGCUAAUGAAAAUGAACAAAAAAAAAAAAACACCCACACGCACGUUAUUCAUGUUCAAAUGACUCUUCACACUUUUCACUCUUUAGCAUCUUUUUUUUUUCUGGCAGUCCUAUCCUGGUUUCCAUGGCAACUUUCACUAGAGCCGCUUGACAUGCUUUUCUCUUUGGAAAUGUUCAACACAGACACGCAAACAUGGAUGCUGUAAAACCGCCCACCAUCCCUUGUGCCGCUGACGGCGUUAAAACCUUGAGUGGGGUCCACAGUGCAGCUCAACGAUCAAUACCAAAAACUUUCACCAUUCUGAGGCAGCUCCUUCACGUUUACGCAUAUUGAAAAAAUCACAAUUUAUUUUCCAACAACAGUGCAUUCCGACCGUCAAUUUAAUGCAGAUUUUUGCUAUUCAUGAUGAGAAUAGCGUGAAUCCGCUGAAGUGUGUAACUUGUUAAUUUCGUCGUAAAAAGGCUUCAACGUAAAUGUCCGUGUGAAAGGGCCUUUCCAGACUUAAGGCAGCACAAACGUACGUGAUGAGAUGUACAAUCAAAAAGGGACGCUAGUAGCACAUUGCACCUGCGUGAAACUUUUUGGAGUCAUUACAAAACCCGAUUUUUUUUCUCCACGCAUCCGCCUCUGAACCUGCAUGUUUUAUUUCAGCUUGACUCUCCUGCUGGCUGCCGAUUAGCAUUAGCACUGUUAGCUUUCUCCAGCGUGUAGUGAACAGCUAAUAAGGCUUCUUUGAACCCGCUGGGAAUGUGUAUGUGGAAACAAAAACGGACUUCGAGAUUUCCAAACCUGGUGUUCUGCCAGGCCAGCGUACUUUAUCAGAAUAGCAUACCUGUAUGCCAGUUUGACAACUACGUCUUUCGUGCGAGCUUACGUAAUCACAGUAGCAUUCUAUGUAUGCUACAAUGAAAUUCUACUAGGUGGGUCAUUUCAGAAUUUAAGGACAAUUUACGUGCUUUCCUUCACUUUUUAAAUUAUUCACACAACACAACCGUCCUUUUUUUUUAUCCUUUUGUGUUUUUAUUUUGGGCUGGUACAAGAUUUCCUACGUAUACUACGACAAUGUUCCAGUGACUACCAGAGUAGCAUUCCUCUGUAUGCUACGUCGAUGUUCUAAUAUGUGGAACAUUUCUACAUCAUGUUACAGCUAAUGUAUACCUGCUACAACAACAAUAUUCAAAUACCGUAUUGGCCCGAAUAUAAGACGGUGUUUUUUGCAUUCAAAUAAGACUCAAAAAGUGGGAGUCGUCUUAUAUUCGGGGUCUAGACAUUAUAUCCAUUCACGACGCUAGAUGGCGCCAGAUAUCAUUGAAGCGAAUGCUGAACUUGAGGAUUAAUGUUCUGUCAUGACAGAUCUCAGCUACUCUCAAGUUUAACCAGUUUGCAUUAUUUUGUUGCAAUGUUUUUCCUUAUUCAGAUUUGUUUCAAGACUACAGUUACAGUUAGACCUCACUUUGAUGGUUAAUGCUGUUAUUGCAAUUUUGUUGUUUUAUCACAAUAGAUUGGUUUAUUUACGUUUCAAAAACCAGAAGCCAUUCAUUUACGAAUGUGAUUGCACUUUAGUUUACAUAUUUAAAUGUUCAGAUAUUAAGAUUUGAAUGAGGUAAAAUAACAUGCUUUUUCUCUCAAAUAUAUUGUUAUAAUUAUUUGUUUCAGAUGUACUGUAAUUAUUUUCAGUAUAAAAAUUAAUUUGUUGUUCAAAAAGUCUUUUUUCAAACUUGAGUCUUGAAAAAGAGGGGGCCGUCUUAUAUUCCGGCCAAUAGACCCUACUCACCAACGUCACAGAAUGACGUUUCGCUGUAUCCGGCCGCCAUAUUGUCCGUCUCUGUUUAGCCCUAUUCUCAAUGGUUUCAAUUAGUCGUUCAAUUUAUAGAGCAAUUCAUGGAAGCCCCGGUGCUUUCAGACGCUGUAAACUCAUUGGAUGCGUUGCAUAAAAGGCGUUAUGUGGAAAAGCUUCAGUCUAUCCAUUCGCCAGAUCCAUAUUUGAUGCCUAAAUCGAUAUUUUUCAACCCGCUGUCUUCGCCCUCUCUGCCUGACAUCUGCUACCCUGAUAUCUACAACUACCUUGUCCACACAAAAUCAGCCUAUUCUCACGAAAGUUUGAAAAACUUCAAGAGCAGCACUCUAAGCAACAUUACCCUGUGUGAUUUCUAAAAUGGCGACAAUCAAAAAAAAAAAAAAAAGUUGACUGCGAUGGCCGACGCUUCAAGGAUAGGUGGAUAUUGAAAUAUUUCUUCAAUAAAACACGCAACAACUGUGUCUGCCUCAUUUGCAAAGAGACAGUCGCUGUUUUCAAAGAGUUCGAUGUGACGCAAUAUUACUAAACAAGACACGCUGACAUGUACGACAACAUUACAGGGAAGAUACGCAGCGAGAAAUUACAGCAACUUGAAGCUAGUUUAUUUUUUCACAGCAGCAGUAUUUCGCAAGAGUCCGAGUGUUGAAAGAGAAAGCCACAAAGACGAGACUGUUGAAAUUAUGAAUUAAAAAAUAAUAAUAAAGCAAAUGUGACACACAGAAGGGCUUGCUAAAAUUAGUUUAAAUAUAUUGUUCUAUGUAAAUCAGCCAAGGUAGCCCGCCGCAUUUUUACCACACCAAAUCUGGCCCCCUUUGCAAAAGGUUUGGACACACCUGUUUAACUGAUGAUCCGUAGACGAGGCCAGCUUUUUUCACUUGGUACCAGCUAAAUAUUAUUCAAAAUGUAAUGAUGGUGGAAAAAAUAAGCAUCUUGAAUUUGAAACUGUAUGUUGUCGGCGAUUAGGCUCGCAAUGAUAUUAAUUGUGGUUGUCAGCCCAAAACCCUCUAAAUAUAUAUUAAAUGCAUCUUACCAGAUAUAAAAUGACUACUACAUAAUCCGUGGUAAUCGUUUGGAGCCCAGUUUUUUCGUCGAAUUGCAGCAGUCCAUCUCGCUCUCCUCUCCGGGUCUCUCGGAAUACGGUAGAACUUCAAGUCUCUCAGUCUAUCUUCUCUGUUAUUGCAACCAACCGCAUCACACGCCUUCACCAUUUUGAUUAUUAAUGUUAACGAGCAGAAAAACACGCCAUAAUAGGAGGAAUUUACGUAGCGGUAUGGUGCGGAGGCGUGGUUGUGACGUCAUGUGAGCAGGGUCUAUACGGUAGUUUAAAUUUAACGAUACAGUGAAUGAUACAUAUAGGAACGCAAAACGUGACCCAUGGCGAAAGGCGAUAGCAGAAUUUACAAUCCGAAAACGGUCCAAAAAUAAAGAAAACGUUUAGCUCUUUUUGGGUAUUAUUAUAAGUAAAUCAAUAAAACAUGUAUACAAUAAAAUGUAGCAUGAAACCUUCGUUAAAAUAAUUGUUUCUGCUUCCCCAUCGUCUCCGGUAUGCCACCACGAUGAAUGGAAAGCUAGUUCAUGUACAAUAACCUACUACGCAUGCGCGCGCAUUUGCUGUAAUGAGAGGUAUCGUCAUAUGAUGGGCAUCAUAAUGUUUUAGAACACCGGCAUAUUCAUUUCAUGGAAAACUGCAAGUUAGAACAAAUGUCCACAAUGUGCUGAAGACGGCCUUUCAAUGUAAGAUAAUGUGGCUUAUUAGCCAAGUUUGCAGCUUGAGCUGUAGCUUUAGUUGAGUCAUGAUAGCACAGUGCUUGUAGCUUAGCAUUUCCGGGGGUCUUCUUGGGCUAGUUUUAGCUUAGGGUUAGCAUCUUUGACUGAAUGAUCCCAAAGAGAGACUCACCAGCUAAUCAUGAGGCGGGACCGACCGAAGGAGGCGGGGCUAUCUCAGCAGUCGUCCAUUAGCUUUUGUAAAUAUCGUGAUUUUCUUAAACCACUAUCUGCUUUGGUUCUCGCCAACGUUGCACUACGCGAGCACACUUCUUGCACUGCUGGCGUUGUCUCGUCGCACUUGUCGCACGUCCGCCAAGACAACGACGCGUCACAGAUCCAACAGCUGUCAAUCAAAUGCCUUGACACUCAGUCACGUGUCUCUCUUGGCGUCGCUGCUAUCACAUUACUUACUAGCGCCAUUAGCCUGUGUUUGUUUAGCACUUUUUACAAACCAAACGCACCACACAAAAAUUUCUUUAGCGAAAACAGUCACCAAAUAUAUUGGGAAUUCCCGAAAAAGUCGCUCCAAAUUUGAAAGGAAAAAAAAAGUCAAAAUAUUAAAUCUUGAUAUGUUUGACUAAAGAUUUUUAGUUCUGUGAUUUUAGGGAUGAAAUCCUGCAAUAAAUAAAUAAAUAAAUACAUAAACAAAUCGAAUGUACCCUGAUUGACAACAGCGAAAAAAGAAAAAAAAAUUACAUUUCAAAAUUUUUUUACACGAUUUUUUUUUUUUUUGUCUCUGUAAUUUACGGUGUGAAAUGAUGAGACAAAAAAAUGUUUUUUAAAGCGUCCGCUACCAAUGUUGUACUGCUAGUUUGAUCAAGGGAAAAAAAUGAAGGUUUUAUCAAAAUACUCAAAUUAAGAAAAUGUCAGAUUUUACUCACAAGAGUAAUUAAAUGCACCACUUUUUUGUUUGCAAACAAUUUCACAAAAGUUACUCAUAACCUCAUAAACAAAAUUGUGAAUUUUUAAAAUUUAACAUUUUAUUUUGAGCAUGACAUUCAUAUUUUUGAUCAAAAUUUGACAUCCACUGAAGUGACUAAAUGGCACUCCCGAAGAAGCCAAGCGGUACUAUGCUAGUGCGCUUGUUUGCUCAUUCAAGGCAUUCCAAGCAAUUUUUUUCAAAAGGUGAAAUUUUUCGGGGAAUAAAAUCAUCGAAUGAACUGAAUUUUCGUUGUGCUCACUGACUCCCACAGCUGCCCCCUUUUUCGCUGUACAUAGUGUUGAGACGAUCUGAUUUGUACGAUAUGACAUUGUGUUGUUUAUUGACAAGGGAGAGUUUAUUUUUGUUACUGGACGUGUUUGAUAAUUGUUUUUCUAAAUUGGUCUUGUAUUAUAUCUAUGCAACGAGUGUCCAGUGGAGCCUUUUUAUUUAAGAAUGUACAAAUACAUGUCAUAAAUGGUAGAAGCUCAACUUUUGUGGUGUGUUUGUGUGUUCAUUCAUGUUGUUCCACUGGGUUCAUCAGUGACCCUACAAAAAGUAAGUGAUAAUUUUAUUAAACCUUCUUCCCGCAAAUAUUUGCAAGGUAAGUAUCGGUGUUGCACCGAUGCCAUUUUUUGACUCCCGAUACCGAUUCCGACACCCAGCUAUGUGGUACUAGCCAAUGCCGAUACUGUACCGAUGCAAUGUUUUUUUUUUUUUUUUAAACUGUUUUUUCUUUUAAUUCUAAAUCACUGUAUACUCUCCUGAAUGUUAAGUAAUUGCUAUUGUGGCUUAGUCAUACACUGUAUAACUAAUUGUCUGCAAUUGACUUGCUUGAUGUCCAUCCAUUUGAAGUGGGAGGGUUUGGCAGCGGAUAAGUUUUGUUUUCGUCAACGAUGACAGUAACGAAAAUAUUUCGUCAACGAAUAAUUUAUUUUAUGAUGAUGACGUCACGAUGAUGCACCGAAAACAUGUCUUGGGAGACUAAAACAUAAUGAGAUGGAUGCCAGUUGUCGUCUAAAGACACGAGAACAAGAUGAAAAUUCGCCAGUUUCUGUCAUAAAUUCAGAAUGUGUAAUAUUUUCUUGUUGUAUGUGUAGUUAGCCCGCAUUUAGCAGUGUUUUGGACCCCGACCCCUGCUCUAGAGGUCUGUGCUAAGUGAUCAUCAUACACUAAACUAACUUGUAGUGUUAGCAUAGCAUUCGUAUUAGCAUUAGCAUUUAGCGAGGUGACCCGGUGUCUUCUUAAACUCUUGGAAAAUAUUUUACAUACAGUUCGUGGCAUCCAGUUGAGUUUAAAAUACUGCAAAUAAUGUGCUGUUUUCCUGCUGAGUGUAUUAUCAUCAAGAAAAUUGUGAUAUCCUUGUAGGUUUUGUGGAAACCUUUAUUUUUUUCAUGGACUAAAACUUUUGAGGUUUAUAGACGAAAACAUUUUGAGAAUUGUCGAAUAAUACUAGACGAAAUUUGUCUGAGUUUUCGUUCACUAAAACUAGACGAAGAUGAACACAUUUUGAAAUGACGAAAAUAUGACUAAGACUAAUAAGUAUUUUCGUCCAAAAGACUAAGACAAAAAUUAAAAUGGCCGCCAAAUACAACACUGCAGCAGAUGAAUGAAACUCAUUUUAAUUCACAGCAAAAGGCAAGGCAAGGCAAAUUUAUUUAUAUAGCACAAUUCAACACAAGGCAAUUCAAAGUGCUUUACAUCACAUGAAGAUCAUAAAAACCACAUUAAAUCAAUAGAACAUAAAAACAAAGACAAUCCAAACAGGAAAUAAAAUUAUACAUAAAAAUCGCAUUUAAUCACGAAGAGAAUAUAUAUAUAUAUAUAUAUUUCUUUUUUUAAAUACUACUACUAUUGAAAUCAGUAAUGGAGAUAAAGCACAGGAGGAAUAGGAAGCAAAUAGAUUGAAACAUAUAGGCAGUUAUGGAUAUGCAGUGCUAAACAAAAGCGUUUUUUGCCCUGAUUUAAAGGAGCUAACAGUUUGAGCAUACUUCAGACCUUCAGGUAACUUGUUCAAGGAGCUAACAGUUUGAGCAUACUUCAGACCUUCAUGUAACUUGUUCCAGAGGUGAAGAGCAUAAUAACUAAAUGCUGCCUCACCCUGCUUGGUUGUUGGAACAUACAGUAGAUUGGCUCCAGACGACCUUAGGGGUCUAGAUGUUUCAUAUGAAUCUAACAAAUCAAGCAUGUACAGUAUUUUGGUCCAAGACCAUUAAGUGUUUUGAAGACGAGCAGUAGUAUUUUAUAGUAUCUUAUGACUCACUGGAAGACAGUGUAACGAUUUCAAAACCGGUGUAAUGUGGUCCAGUUUCCUUGUAUUUGUGAGGACUCUGGCUGCAGCAUUCUGUAAGAGCCGCAGCUUCCUGAAUGAUUUUUUAUCCAAGACCUGCAAAUAUAACGUUGGAUGAAUAGGAACUAGAUCUCGAAAAGUACAGCAUUAACGUGUUAUUUCUUAGUGCCCCCUAAUAUUGAUUAUGUUUUUUAGUGAGCAUCAAUAUUGAUACUAGUAUCUGUAUCGGUGCAUAGUUAGUUAACAUGUCAUGUCAUCAUGUUACGCCAAUCACGUCAAUAGCAGCCUAGGGAGUUAAGGUUUCAAAGCGGAGCAUACAAUGGUUGCUGGUCAAUAAGCAAAUGAAAUGCAUGUAUGUUUUCCCAGCAUGCAUUGCAGCCAAUUAAAGCUUCUGAUCACAUUAGCAUUCUGCUGCUGGGAGUCCAGCAGGUGGCUGAUGGGAAGUCAGCCAGCAGAGGUGACCAAUUAAAAGUCAAACAUUCCCAAUGCCCUCUGGCGCGAUGGACGACGAAGCUAGCAUGUGAUUAACAAGCCACGAAUG